Molecule: messenger RNA, 3473 nt
Organism: Temnothorax curvispinosus
Lineage: Eukaryota; Metazoa; Arthropoda; Insecta; Hymenoptera; Formicidae
Exons: 5
Coding region: 84-2861 (925 amino acids)
Source: RefSeq, a predicted model, not a curated record
GGUAACAACGAUCUUUCUGUCUCCGCAAUUCGAGCGAAAAUGUAAGCGUACAGUGUACAGUGAUUAAUACAUAAAUAUAUUUUAUGGCGAGACGCAAGCACAAGCAAUCGCGGAAGAAGACCAAGUUCCAAAAAGUGCAGGAGUCCCUUCGGAAGAUCUCCGGUCCAGAUUCGAAAAAUGAAAAUAAAGAAAGGAGCGAUUCGUCGCAUCCGCGUUCUCCGGAAUCGGUACUGUUCGAAUCGCAACCCGCGGACCUGCAAUGCGGCGAUAAGCUCAGCCCGGAGAUCAUUCCCAAGCAGCCUAGAAGAAGAUCGAAGAGCUUCAAGGACGAUCCAAAAAUCGACGAUGGGAUCGCUGCGCGGAUGAUCCAACAGCCUAGCCCGAUCUCGAGCAAGAGCCGCGAGUUGGAUCUUGCAAUGUGCGAUUUUGAGCACGGUACCAAGUACAUGAAUAACUUUCGUAAUUUAGAGGACUCCGGAGAACGCAAGCGGGACGAUGCUACCAAACCGCUCGUCGACGAUCCGUUCGAGCUCACGGAAAGUUAUUUCCUCAGCUUAUCGUCCUUGAGCAACGAGCAUAACAAUAACAAUGCGAACAGAACAACUGAUGGAAGAUCCUCGAAAAUCGUCGACGAGAUGACCCAUCGAAAUACCUCAGUAAUAUCUCGCCCUGACUUGAAAUCCCAGUCGCGCGACGAUGUACGCACUUUCGCAAAUAUUCCGGGGCCCGUGAAGUUUGACGAAGAGGGAUCUCUCGGAGUAAGAUCGAAUCAGCGGAAAGACCAUUACAUCAUUGAAACGAUGGACGAUUGUUACUUGUUGGACAAGACGCUUUCGAUGAACGAUAAUCUCGCGCACCAGAUGAACAGUUAUCUGGCCAGGCAGUCGCCGACGGUCGUCGUUAACAAAUUGGGAAGAGAUCCUGAGGAACUCUCGGAGGUCCCGCAUUUUAUGAUCUUACGCGAGAACGACGAGCGAGGCGAGCUCAGCGGAUCGCCGGUCCAUGGAUCCAUCGGCGGACCGCGAGAUAAUCCGAACAAGAAAAUGAAGGGAACGUCGAAUGGCAAUAAGAGAGUCGAGGUCGCGCUCGAGAGGAUCGGUGAACGUUUGACGGCGAAUUGGCGCGAGUUCCGGAAGAUUUUCGGGCAUCUGCGGCGAAAGAACAGGAAUACUCGCGGCGAGGAGGUGGUCGACCGCGGCGAGUGCUUAUUACACAGGUACAGGAGACUCCCUUACGUCUCCGUCUCGACGUUGUCCCUGCCAACAUCGUCCGUACCUUGCACGCCUUCGUCGUCGCCAAAGCUGGUAAGCUAUGAUAAGGUCCGCGAGUUCGGUGGGACGAGGCGAGAGGCCGAGAAAGCUGGGAUUCCGGCGGAAUCCACGACGCCUCGCACCGGGUCGGUGAAACGACUUUGCCGCCGAACGACUUUGACGUUCGGAAACGAGGAUGACGACGGGGAGGUGGCCGGUCACCGGCAACCGGCCACUCGCGCGGAUAUCACAGAUCCGCUUCCGGAAGGGAAGAAGGAGAGCAAGGGACGUUUGCUCCUGCUGGGUUCGUCGCCGUUCUCCGAUGAAACGCGUCAGGACGGCCGCAUCCCGGAAUCGAUCAUCGCCUCCGACGUCGAGCUGUCCGAUCGCAAUGGCCACGGUGGCGGUUCCCCGCAAAAAAUAGAAUAUGAUUGGGACGGCACUCGUAAUCCCCAGGCGCCGCAAAACGUCGCAACGCCUCGAGACUCUCGCAGCCAUGUCUCUCGACCUCGACGAAGAAACAUUUCCCGCACGAUAAUCACGUGGGUGAUCGCUAUCUGCAUUUGGCUGAUAAGAAAAUUGCUGCAUCUCGUAAAUGUCAAUUACAACAAGUUGCGACAGAAAUUGACCGUUUCGCCUUCGUCGAGUUCUUGGACGAAGAAAUUUGAUUGUCUGACAGAGACAAUGCGCUCCGAAAGCGAGAUGUUACGCGCAAUGUCGGAAAAAAUGACGCGACUUUCCGAAGAUUUUGUCCAGAUGCAAACGACCACCGAAGCCACUCUUAACGCCCUGACAGCCGAGAUGAACGUCUUUCGUGAAGCAAGUAAAAAAAUUACGGAAGAUAAUGUGGUAUUGCUGCAGGAGUUGAAGAAAUUACGUGAAACAUUGGAGGAAGUUCAAAUAAAAUCUUUGCAACCGGUCACCUUGCCUUCCUCGUGUCCUUUAUCAUCUCGCUCAUCUCUACCUGCACUUCCACCAUCAUUACCACCACCACCACCACCACCACCACCCCCGCUACCUCCUUCAUUUCUUCCAAAAGUGCACACUUCGGAAUCAGCAUCGUCGAUACCACCCCCGCCCCCUCCGCUCCUCUCAUCAGUUUCUUUGCAUUCCCCAAUGCCACCGAUACAACCGACGACUCCCAACAGCAGCAGAAGUAACAAGACUAGAACACCCACAAGAAAAUGUUCUACGCCGUUAUUCAACAGGCCUAACAUCACCGUCGAGGACCUGUUGAAAGUCACCCUGAAAAAGGCGCCACAAAGUAACAAAGAAAACAGACAAAACACUGUACCAGGCCCAAGAGGUCCAGUCGUGUCCUUGGAAAUGUUGCGCAACGUAAAGCUGAAAUCCGCGAAGCGUAGGCCUAACGACCAACCUGGAAGAUCGCCCAGAAACGGUCGGGUCAUUAAAAGUCGACUUGCGUCGAAUAUCAAUCUUUCGCCGAUCUUGACCGGAUCAGAGGGCAAUCUCGAGCGGAUCCUGCGACGAGUAGACCUGAACAGACCGAGGAGACUCUUGUCCGCCUCGAGCAGCUUCCGCGAACGCGAUUUUACACAGGAGACGCAGUUGUUAGAAACAUUGACAUACAGCCAAUCCGUGCUUGAGUGACCGCAGUAUCAAAUAUGAAUCGUGACAUCAGAAGCGAGAAAUUUUCACGAAUUAUUGGAAGAAACUUGCAUCAUAUAUGCAUCGAAAUAACUUACUUGCUUUGCAUAUCAUAUAACUCAUAUUGGAUAUAUCAGAUUUAAGAAAUUUUGUGAAGAUUUAUAAAGACAAAAAAGAUUUUCUUUUUAAAUUUGUAUUAUUAAACGUGAAUACACGUGAGAAAAUUAAUUUGUUACGAUACGUAAUGUGCAAGGAAAAAAAAAUCGAUAUCUCGUUUCUGAUGUCAAUCUUAAUAUGACUGCAAUGAGAGAAAAAUCUUAAAAAAUUUAAAUUAUAUUAAUACAGACGUAUGACAUACUCGUCAUAAAAUUAAAAUAUUCGUAUUUAAUAUUAAAUUAACAUUUUAACUCAAGAGCUCAAAGCUCUUCGCUGCAUGAUUUCUCUACAAUUGGCUGGCCGAAAACUCAAAUCUCGAUAUCCUUUAAUAAAACUGUGACCAAGGCAUAGAUUCGUAAUUACUUUAUUUAUUUGUAGCUUUCAUGUGUGUGGUUUUACAGAAAAAAAGAUUGUAUCCGGUGUAUUCGCAUCGAUUGUAAUACAGAGCGUAAGAACGCA